GGCGAACUCCUUUGAACCAGUCACGCUCGAUCGCGAGGUUCUCUUCCUCUGCUCUGCGAAGAGCUUCUGCAGCCUCGGCUGCUGCCCGUUCCUGUUCUUCCUGACGCCUCUGCGCAUUUUCUGCUGCUUCCUCCGCGGCACGCCUGGCUCUUUCCGCUUCUUCGGCUUGUACACAUGAUAAAGCGACCUCAUGCUGGGCCUGUCUAGCUAUGUCUUCCGCCUUGUUCGCCCUGCGCCUCGCCCCAUCGACUUCCUCCCUACCCGCUCUUUCUGUCGUUCCAUUUACAUCGUCUUCUGGUUUCUUCCACGAGACUAUGCAUGUGAUAGCGACUGCGGUUAGGACGAUUGCUAAAGUAGGUUCCAUGAAGCGAAAACAAACAGAGGGGAACUUGAUGGCGCGAAGGCUGUUUCGCAACUUGACCUCUGUAUGGAUUGCAGUAAUGCGAAUGCAGUGUCCAGGUAAUGGGGACUCCGCAGGGAAGACAAGAGACAACGAUUCAGACACAAGGUGGUAAGCGGGAUGACUAUGAGUCUUAUACUCGCCCAGACACUGGAGGCCAGGCGAACACGAGGCCAGUUAGUACAAAUCCAACCUGACACCGGUAGCUUCCAUGUCAUUAGAAAGCUAUUCGCAUCAGUUAUCACAUUGCUUCUGAUGUGUUACGCCGAGCGCACAU
This is a messenger RNA of Suillus paluster, 677 nucleotides long. RefSeq lists its product as uncharacterized. The record is from RefSeq and is a predicted model, not a curated record. Lineage: Eukaryota; Fungi; Basidiomycota; Agaricomycetes; Boletales; Suillaceae. The coding region runs from base 210 to 515 and encodes 101 amino acids. The transcript is spliced from 2 exons.